This is a messenger RNA of Aedes aegypti (yellow fever mosquito), 2180 nucleotides long. It is a transcript of the gene Tmhs, whose product is annotated as lipoma HMGIC fusion partner-like 3 protein. Gene Ontology annotation, cellular component: plasma membrane. Bases 736 to 1584 code for a protein of 282 amino acids. Gene Ontology annotation, biological process: sensory perception of sound. The record is from RefSeq and is a predicted model, not a curated record. Lineage: Eukaryota; Metazoa; Arthropoda; Insecta; Diptera; Culicidae. The transcript has 7 exons.
AGUUCGAAACUGAAGCUUAACCGCGUUGGACGUCGUUCAACACCUUCUCUCGCGUAGGUCAUCCACCAGGAACGGGCGAACCUCGGUUUUAUUUCAUUUCGUUUGUCAUGCAGACUACGUAAAAAGACCUUUGGCUCUUUGGAAUCCGGGUAUAUAAUUCUUCGAUCUCGUGACUGUGAAUGUAUGCGGGCAUUUAGGAGCUUUUUUUUUUGGGUUUUCACUUCAAGAUUCAGCGGAGUGACACUGUGGAAGGAAAUUACGUUUUUUACUUCGAUUCGACAGGAAGUUUCGGAUUGGAUCCGCGUCCGAUUGUGCAAGAUCGUAAUAACAGUGUUCAGGGGGGAUACUCCCUCAACCUUGACGAAGCUGUGUGAUUGUUUGCGAAAAGAAUGAGCAAGAAGAUCGCGCCUUUGCUUUUGAAAGGGUGCUCGUAACGGUGAUCGUGUGAGUGUGUAGUAGCGUGAUAAAGAAAAACAGCCAACUUCAAAGCAUACUCAGAAAAAGUCUCGUGUAUUUAGGCUCGUGCAUCAAUCAUCAAGCAAGAAUAGUGCAUUAUAAUUGAAACAAAUAGUGUAAGGUGAACGAUCAAGCAGGGUAGAAAAUCAAAUAAGAAGAUCAACAUCAGUGUGCCCGUUUGAAGUGAUUGCAAAACAACUGUGCUACACCACCCUAGAAGAGGAUUGUCUAUUAGUUCUGUUAGUUCAACAUCAGUUCAGUAGCAGCAGUGACAGAAGCAUGGGAACGAAGAUAGAAUACGUCGACUCGAGCCACAUGUACGCGACAAACUACAUCAGAAACUCGAAGGCGAUCGCAGUGCUGUGGGCAAUUUUUAGCAUUUGCUACGCGAUCAUCAGUGUUGUGGCGUUUGUCACACCCGAAUGGGUCGGCGAUUCGGACUCGGACGCCGGUGGUCGGCUCGGCUUGUGGCAAAUUUGCCAGAAAGAUGACCUCAACGACAGCUGCAGCGGCAAACUCGAAGACCUACUGGCGAUGCAGUCCAUAGCUUUCCAGGUGGCCACAGUGUUCUGCGGUUUGGCCGUUGCCACAUCGGUCUUAGCGAUCUGCUGUCUGCUGUUGAUGGUGUUUAUGAAAUCGACCACCGUUUUUCACAUCUGCGGUUGGAUGCAAAUGCUUUCCGCCCUCUGCAUGGUGAUUGCUUGCGUAUCAUUCCCCUUCGGUUGGAACUCGGACGAGUUCCGCAAGGUUUGCGGCCCGGAGUCAAACCGGUUCGAAGUUGGUCUGUGCGGGUUACGGUGGGCUUAUCCAUUGGCCAUCAUAGCUUGCAUCGAUGGAUUCAUCUUGGCCACUCUCUCGUUUAUCCUGGCGACACGCCACGUUCGGUUGCAACCGGAGCCCCAGUAUCAGAGCAGCAUGUACAAAGGUGAAAUCAACAACGCCUACGUUACAGAUGCCGUUAGUAUUGCCGGUUCGCGCAAGUCGUUGAACUUGCAACCGGUCCUGUUGGUAGCACCACCCCAUCACCACAUGAUGACCGGUAACGAUACGCUAUCGAGUCGGACAGCCAGCCGUUACGGAGGACCCCGCCCGGACUAUCACAGCUCGCUGCAUCAGUUUCAGCUGUAGUAGGCGGACGAACGACUCGCCGUUGCUCUGGUGACGAAUCCAGGCGUAUGCUGUAUAGAAAAAACUCGGUAGGUUCGUAGAAUGGUUGCGGAACUUUUCCUCGUGCAUUGGAAAAUUCAAAUCGAAAGAGAAUUUUACAACUCGAAAGUAAGGGGUGGAAUGUAACAUCUGUAACGCAACUGACGUUAGCAUUCAACAAAGAUGAAACGAUGUAACGUUCAGCAAAGAUAUAACGUUUCCAUUCGUAACACUCUUUCCAUUUGACUGAGAAGCGUUAGCAUGAAUUGCAAGCAACAACUUGCAUGCAAUUUUGAUCAACAAUUUUCAUACACCCUAGGAGGAGGCAGUGUUCGCAGAUGGUAACAAAUUAUUGCAUUUUAAUUUAUUUGUAAUUCGAAAUAUUUACAUUCUCCUUCUGGAUUUUAUUUUCAUCCAGAGGUUAAUAAUUUUUCAAACGCACAGAAAACAUUAAAAAUACUCGUUUGAGAUGGUGUGCGAAACGAACUGCAUAGUAUUUCUACUCCUAUGAAUUGUUAUCUAGCAUUUUAUUUUAGUUUAGGUAUUUUAGCGUGAAAUAUACGAAAUUUUAAUUUUAA